Molecule: messenger RNA, 1802 nt
Organism: Penaeus indicus
Lineage: Eukaryota; Metazoa; Arthropoda; Malacostraca; Decapoda; Penaeidae
Exons: 11
Coding region: 1-1563 (520 amino acids)
Source: RefSeq, a predicted model, not a curated record
AUGGUGAAAAAUUUGAUGUUAGGUAUAACAGCAUUUCCUAUCAAGGUCUUCAUGGAUAACAUGUUUAUUUAUAUAAAGGAAAAGAGUCGCAGCAGCUCCUUACAGUACUCUGUGGAUGAUCUACAGAAGAAACUGACCCAAUCCUUUGGUGACUUGACUGAGUGCCAAGAUAAAGUUGAAGAGAUUGAGUCCUCCCUGAAAGCUCAGGAGGCCAAGGAAGUGAAGGAAAAGUCAAGAAGUGCCAUUCUGGAGAACUCUGUCUCGGAUCUGAACAGCAAAUUGACUCAGACCUUGGCGGAGUUGACAGAGUGUGAAGAUAGUGUGGUUAAGCUCAAAAACUUGGCUGAAGCUCAUGAGGCUGAGCUCUCGAAGGCGCAGAAGGAGGUGGCGGCCGUGAGGAAAGAGAAGAUGGCGGUGGCAAAGCCCGAGGUGGUGCCUGGGGCCAUGAACCUGCCGGGAAUACAGCUCAAGGAUCCCUACCUCGGCCCCGGCCAGCUUGGGUAUGUCCAACGGGGGGUGGUGCAGACCCGUGAUAAGGGGCUGGAUGGUAUCACCUUCCACCGGGGACUGCCCAUCCUCCCGCGGGACUCUCCCAAUUCCCCUCGCAAGCAACCCAGAUUCAGUGUAGCUGACAUAGCCAAGGAGAUGAAAAUAGCAGAAAAUGAACCAGAUGCAGGUGUUCUAGCCAACCCUCAGGCCAUUGUACCCCAUCAUGUUGCAGACAACCAUGGCAAUGGACAAGCAGCUGCUGGAGGAAUCUUAGGAUUGCCCGAGUUUAGGGCAUUGCCCCUGCCUGCCCAAAGGCGAGGGAUGAUCACCCGAAGUCACGUGGCCCCUCCGCCCAGGGUUGUACCUGUCCCAGGCCCAGCUGUCAUGGAAAGACCAGGUCCCCCAGUAGCUAACAAUAACUUGCCGAUCCAGCCCCCUGAGGGUAUGGAGGGUGAAGGCAGCCAUAACAACCUGCUUGCAAAUAAUAAUGGGCCUGCAGUAGUGGAGCGGCCAAACCCUCCAGUGGGCAACGCUCCCAUCCAGGCUCCUGAGCACCCACCUGAGGGGGGCGAAGGGCAACAGGUGGUAAACGAUGUGUUAGCACCUCCUCCCCAGCACCUCGAUGGUCUGAAAUCCAAUGAUGUGCAUGCAGAAGACGGGGCAAAUUUGCUCAAACUGCGGCACGAAAAGGAAGACGAGGAAGAGAAAGGGAAUAAAGCCGAGGAAGAUUUGAACGAAGACAAUAAACAAGACAAUUUGGACGCGGCAAUAGACGAGGAGGAGAAGAUCGUGGAAGACCUAAUGGACGACCAGGACGAGGAGGGCAAUGAGGUCAAACGCAAUAAUGAAGAGGUCCUGGACGAGGACAAUGCCCUGGAGGACCUGAAGGACCACCCGAGGGUCGGCAACCUGGUGGGGGGUCUCAAGGUCCCCCUGGGGUUCCACCCGGAGGAGGCCAACCCCCAGGACAUGAACGUGGAGGAGGACAUCAUCGGCAAUCAGGGCAAUUACUAUGAUGGUAACAUUGAUAAUAACAACAUUAGAAAUCUCCAGAGACCUCCAGAUUUCCAUUAACAAAUUAUUUUUUUCUCUCUAUCCUUUUUCGUCUGUGGAAUGAACUGCCAUUGGAACCUCAUACAGAGGAGACUUUGCAGUUAUUCUUUUGCUAUUUAUUUUGCUAGAUGUAGGAGUGUUAGUAGCUAGUAGGGGGUUGAAAUAUUUACAAGGGAUUAUAUGUAUAUGUAUAUAUGUAUACAUAUACAUAUACAUAUACAUAUACAUAUACAUAUACAUAUACAUAUACAUAUACAUAU